AUGUCAGAAGAAAAGGCUGAAAGGUAUUAUUAGACUUUCAUAUUUAUAUAUAUAUUAUAUAUAUAAACAAUAAGAUUAUAAUAUAAACAAUAAGUUUUCUAUGCUUGAUUCAAUUUAAAAAUAUUUGCUCCAAACCAAUAUGACAAAAGGAGUAUUUUAGAGGUUAUAAACUGUUAUAUUUUAUGUCAGUGUUUUUUAAGUUACAUACAAAUGUAUUUUUUUAUAGUCCAAUCGAUAAAGUAGAUGGAACACAAAUUGAAUCUAUUGACGAUAAGAUAAAAACAAAGCAUGAUGAUAAAAACAAACAAAAACAUAAACCAGAAGAAAAUACUGAGAAACCUAAUGGCCGAACAAAUAAUAAUGAAACUGGAAAUUGUUAUUGGUAGUUCAUUUAAAUUUUAUACUAGAAUAGGUUAUAUAAAAAAUCAAGCAUAUAUCAAUGAUUUACUCUUUCAGUGGAAAAGAAAGAAAUCUUAAUAUUAUAGAACUAUUAUGUGCUAGCUGUUCAAGAUGGUAUCAUGAAUCCUGCAUUGGUUAUCAACUGGGUAAAUUAGUACCUUUUAUGAUGAAUUAUAUAUUUAUGUGCAAGAAUUGUUCUCCAACUGGUUUAGAAAGUUUCAAAAAGAAUCAAGCACGUAAGAAUAGAUUUGAACAGUAA
Messenger RNA from Heterotrigona itama, 658 nucleotides. The record is from the annotation of a GenBank genome assembly. NCBI's taxonomy places the organism in Eukaryota, Metazoa, Arthropoda, Insecta, Hymenoptera, Apidae.